Messenger RNA from Rubroshorea leprosula, 532 nucleotides. NCBI's taxonomy places the organism in Eukaryota, Viridiplantae, Streptophyta, Magnoliopsida, Malvales, Dipterocarpaceae. The record is from the annotation of a GenBank genome assembly.
CUCCAAGCUCUACAGACUCGUCCCAAUAUGGUGAAACCAUUUCAAUCGGCCUUCCUGGACUUCCAUUUCUCCAAAUCUGGGUUAUCUCCUUCGAACUCCCUAGUCAUGAAGGCCAAUUCAACCUCCAUUUUUUCCAAAAUAGCUACACCAAGAUCAAAACACUGCCAAUCGCUAUCGAUACACCAAAAAUUAAUUGAACUACCACAGAUCCUGUCUUCACCUUCAUUCCGUCCUCACCCAUGUCGGAAAAGCUAGGGUCGGGACCACUUGGGUUUUGUGGGUUUCCAGUUUUAGACAACCCAAAGCACGCUCAUCCCUUACUCUACCUGCAGGAAAACCAGAAGCUGUAGGAAAGGAGGCUGAGCAUGAAGCUGAGCAAGUGUUCUUACCAAGAGAACCCAGAUUGGGUUCUGAAGGAGAACCCAGAUUCCCACCAAUUCAAAGUAACCAUAGAUCCAUCCGAAAAGAAGUCGAGAGAAAUGGAGAACCCAGAGAACAAGAACCCGAUCUGGGUUCUCCGAGAAGAACCCAG